Molecule: messenger RNA, 273 nt
Organism: Thlaspi arvense
Lineage: Eukaryota; Viridiplantae; Streptophyta; Magnoliopsida; Brassicales; Brassicaceae
Source: the annotation of a GenBank genome assembly
AUGCUGAAAAUUGAAGUUCGUGGCCCAAAGUGUGCACGUAGGUUGGCAGAUUACCUCGCAGAACUGAAAGAAGAUGCAGGAAUAAAGAAUAUUAUGGUUUUGGAACGGGUUUCAAUGGCUGGGAAGCCUCUGGUAGACCUGUUUGUCGAUGCACCAACAUCCCAUGCAAGAGUGACUGCGCAUAGAAAGCUAUUGAAUUCGAUCCUCCUCCAAGGGAAGCUAUUACCAUUGUCAUAUAAAUAUAUAGUACGUAAUUGCACGACUAAAGGCUAA